Phytophthora nicotianae INRA-310 is the source of this 581-nucleotide messenger RNA. RefSeq lists its product as hypothetical. Lineage: Eukaryota; Oomycota; Peronosporomycetes; Peronosporales; Peronosporaceae. The transcript has a single exon. The record is from RefSeq and is a predicted model, not a curated record. Bases 68 to 511 code for a protein of 147 amino acids.
GUAAAAAGUUGUCAAAAAUCUAUUUUGCCUCUAAAUUUUGUUAUUGAAAAGCUUGCAAUUCUCAAGCAUGUCAACUACCCACAGCAAGCCCGCGGAAGGCCUGGAGUGUAUGGCGACGAUGGACGACAUCACGGGAGAGGACGGCAACUACUGUGAGUUCCAGACGUCGCCCAGCGGCUUAUGGCACCCCGCGCUCUUCUGCGCGGACGUUGUGGAGCAGCUGCUCUCCACGCAGUUCCACACGUACAUGAAGAAGGUUCAGGAGGCCGACUGCAAGGCGGAGCUGCGUCGCCUGGUGGCUAAGGGUCCUCCGAUCUGGCUGGAGGACAAGCACGCGCUGCCCGUUCCCGAGGGAGACACACACAUCACUAAAGUGUGGUUCGCUAAGGACGACGAGGAACGCAGUGCCAAGCUGGACGGAGCUGUAGAAGGGGAAGCCCGAGAGGCGCUGUGGAAGGAGCUGCGACAGCUCAUGGAUGCCAUGGAGGAGGACAAGGAGGAAGUUCGGUAGACACACAUUGGGAGGUGAUGAUUUCUUGGAUAAAUAAAAUCAUCUAGAUUGUUCAUUUUUACAAGCAACA